Molecule: messenger RNA, 3617 nt
Organism: Syngnathoides biaculeatus (alligator pipefish)
Lineage: Eukaryota; Metazoa; Chordata; Actinopteri; Syngnathiformes; Syngnathidae
Gene: trhra
Product: thyrotropin-releasing hormone receptor a
Exons: 2
Coding region: 318-1568 (416 amino acids)
Biological process (GO): phospholipase C-activating G protein-coupled receptor signaling pathway
Cellular component (GO): membrane
Molecular function (GO): thyrotropin-releasing hormone receptor activity
Source: RefSeq, a predicted model, not a curated record
AGAGGGAGUAGAGGAGACUCGCCACUGCAAACUUCAAUCUCCACGCGAUGGUGGCUCUUUUUUGCGAGCAUGUUGAGAGAAUGGACAAUUGAACGAAAAUAGAGCAUGGAAAGGAGAGGAAGUUUGGAUUGUUUGAACGCAGAAUUAAGUUUUGGGACACUUGCGGGUGCAUUUUAAGUUUGACUUUAUUGGCUCGAACUUGCGGAUCAUUCGGUUGAAGGUUAUAUAGCAUUGUUUUAUGUCUAGUCUUUUUCUAUUUUGUUUGUGCUUAUUAUAAUCAUUAUAAUUCUUUUAUUUUUCGGGGGAAAAAGCCCGUCAUGGACAACCUGACCACAGACAACAUGGCAGCGGGGAAUGAUACGUCUUCGGCGCAGCACAAUCAAACCUUGGGUGUGUGGCGCGACUACGCGGUUGAGUACAAGGCAGUCAGUGUUUUUUCGGUGUCCCUCAUCUGCGGGAUGGGGAUGGUGGGCAACAUUAUGGUCAUCCUGGUGGUGCUGACCACCAAACACAUGCGAACUCCCACUAACUGUUACCUGGUGAGUCUGGCUGCAGCCGACCUGAUUGUGCUGACUGCAGCCGGGCUGCCGAACAUCACCGACGCCCUGCACGGGCAGUGGGUGUACGGAUACGCAGGCUGCCUGGGCAUCACUUAUCUCCAGUAUCUGGGAAUAAACGCGUCCUCUUGUUCCAUUACAGCCUUCACGGUGGAGCGAUACAUCGCCAUCUGUCACCCUAUCAAGGCGCAGUUCCUUUGCACUUUAUCCCGGGCCAAGAAGAUCAUCAUGCUUGUAUGGACGCUCACGUGUAUCUAUUGCAUCAUUUGGCUCUUUUUAUCAGACACCCAAACUUUGGUAUAUGAUAAUGUAGUGCACAUUAGCUGCGCCUACAAAGUAUCCCGGAACCAAUACUUGCCGAUUUACUUCAUAGACUUUGCAGUUUUUUACGUGGUGCCCCUUAUGCUGGCCACGGUUCUGUAUGGACUCAUCGCCAGGAUACUUUUCCUAAACCCGUUGCCUGCGGACCCCAAGGACAGCACCAGAAAGUGGAGGAGAGGAACUAGUCAAGUUGGAGGAAGGGUGCUCAAUGCGAACUCCUCUAGCAACACCACUGCUGCUUCCCGUAGACAGGUAACCAAAAUGCUGGCUGUGGUAGUAAUCCUAUUUGCCUUACUUUGGAUGCCCUACCGGACCUUAGUCGUCGUCAACUCCUUCCUGGACAAGGCCUAUCUAGACAACUGGUUUCUGCUCUUCUGCCGCCUCUGCAUCUAUUUGAACAGUGCCAUCAACCCAGUCAUCUACAACGUCAUGUCUCAGAAGUUCCGCACUGCUUUCAAAAAGCUGUGUCAUUGCGGGUCUCAGCGCCUGGAGAAACCUGCAUCAUACAGUGUGGCGCUCACCUGCAGCGUCAUCAGGGAUACGUCCAAUGGAGAAAGUCCUGACCACAUCACGACAGAAAUGGAAGAGCUGAACACACCAAGCGACCAGUUCGUGCCCACUGGAAUCCUGCCAACUGACAAGAUGCUGUUUGAGGAUCCUCCCGUUUUGGGCAAAGAUGAUCAAAUUUAGAAAAAGACAUUGGCAUUGAAGACAGAGACCAAUUUUAUUUUAUUGCCAAUAUAUGUAGGUGUCCUUUAUUUGAGAUAGGGACUGAGCCUUGCAGCGAAUAUAGAAAAAUCUUAAAGCUUAAUUAAUGAACAAGAUGGAGGCAAAGCACUUUUUUCCCUACCAGACAAGGCUAUGGCCUGGCUAAAUGACGCUCCUCCCCUUGCGCCAACAUAGUUCCUUGGACAAGAUGCCACAAGAUAGGACCAAAGCAACACUUAUAUAUUAGAUAUGGCUUUGGCCUGAUCACAGAAACAGCAAAUAGAUUAUUUUUUUCAAAAAAUAACAAAGGUUACCCUGUAAACAUAGCAAAUAAGCAGAUUUCCCAAUACCAGACUGCAAAUACUCUGUGGGAUUUAUCAUAAAACGGUAAUGUUUAUUCAAAAACAUUUUCACAAUUGAAAUACUGCUCUGCAUUACAUGGAAAUUUCUUACUAGGAAAAAAAAAACUUGGCGGGUUGAUACAGGCACCCAAUUUUUCACAAUCUGUCUGUCUUCUAAAAUUUUCAAGCACCAGUGGAAGAUAUCAGACUCAGCAAAAAGGUAAAUGAAAUAUGGUCUGCGAUCAUGAAAUCCAACUGAUCCCCAGAUGUAUGCCAAUGAAUUCAAAUGAAUGCAAAUAUAUGACAGUUUCCCUCACAUAAACCAAACAAAAACUUACGGUUAAACAAUAUAAAAUGCACUGUUGUGAAACAUUUGUAAGAAAACCCAACCAGUUCUCACAGAAAUCUAUUAGGAUAUCAUACAAGAACUUUACUUCCUAGACAUGCGUUGUACGUUGCUUCAAAGUGUUUACUUUUUUAUGAACAGAAAAUUCAGAAUACUUAGCAAUCCUUCAUAAAUAAGGACAGCUUUUCCAAGGCAAAAUAACAAGGCAUUUUCAUCAUUCCUGUAGGAAACUUGGUAAAGGACCAAAAUAUAAUGCACAAGUAUAAAAAACACAAAACUGAGCCAAAUGUCGGUAACGUUGCUGUUAUAUUAAUUAUAGGGAUUUGACUCAAGGAUUUGAAAUUCUCGAUUUUUCUUGGGUCCAUCUUGCAAAGGUCAAUGCCUUAUAACUGAAAAAGAGAAAAAUAGAGUUUGAUACUGCUGCUGUCACGGGUUGAGAUAGCAGUUAGGACAGUAUUUCACACACAUUGAUAAAGACUGCAGAGAACAGUACUUUUCAGUGAUCUACGUGCUGCAAACCAAUGAUUGGAUGUCGAAAGAGACCUUGACAAAAUGCCAAACUAACACUAAGUAAACUGCUCCAACCCUUAGUAUACAGUAUGUAGUGUAUAGAUACAGUAUAUCCAUAGCUCACUCAGCUAUUAUCAGAAGGUACAAAAUAAAUCAAGAGAGAAUCAACACUGAGAGUCUUGAAAAGAUGGCGGAACAGUGGACGAAUAGUUAAAGUAUCUGCCUCACAGUUCUGAGGACCGGGGUUCAAAUCCUAGCACCGCCUGUGGAUUUUGCACGUUCUCCUCGCAUUUGCGUGCAUUUUCUUCAGGCACUCCCACAUCCCAAAAACAUGCAUUAAUUGGAAACUGAAUUGCCCUCAGGUGCAAUUGUAAGUGUGAAUGGUUGUUUAUGUGUGCCCUGCCUCCCGAUGAUAGCUGAUAUAGGCUCCAGACUCCCGCGACCCUUGUGAGAAUAAGCAGCUCAGAAAAUGGAUGGCUGGAUGUUUAGAAAAGAAAGUGAUUUGUUUUGUUCUUUGUCCAUACAAUACAGGUGCUUAAAAUUUGUCCUCUUGAUUAAUUCAGUAUUUUGUUCUUCAAAUAUGAGGCACUUCGUGCAUUUAAAAAAAAAAAAAGAUUGUUUUGAUCCGCUCUAUUCGUGUGUCAUCAAUCAUUACAAGCCAGUCAUUGGAAGAUGAUAAAAUGUGAACAAAGAAUCGGUGGAAAACUCAAAAUACAUUGUUGUAUUGUAUGUUGUGUUGAAAUGCCAAACUGCUGUUUUGGAGAUGUUUUGUGAUGCACAAUGCACAUUUUUCAGCAUGAGCCUAAUUGUUGUCAGCGGUCUAUAAACCUUUCA